Messenger RNA from Ictalurus furcatus (blue catfish), 4387 nucleotides. RefSeq names its product phospholipase C, delta 3b (gene plcd3b). Gene Ontology annotation, molecular function: calcium ion binding; phosphatidylinositol-4,5-bisphosphate phospholipase C activity. Bases 930 to 2873 code for a protein of 647 amino acids. The transcript has 14 exons. The record is from RefSeq and is a predicted model, not a curated record. NCBI's taxonomy places the organism in Eukaryota, Metazoa, Chordata, Actinopteri, Siluriformes, Ictaluridae. Gene Ontology annotation, biological process: lipid metabolic process; intracellular signal transduction.
CAGAUAGCCCUCAUAAACAUUUAAGGAACAUAGGAUUGAUUUACUUUUUUUUUUCCAUAACAUUUAAUCGCUCUAAAAGAUGUAUAGUGAGUUCACACCUUAAAGUCAGUGUGGCUUAGUGGUUAGCACGCUUGCCUCACACCUCACAAACAGUCCAAAGACAGGCUGAUUGGCAUCUCUUAAUUGUCCGUAGUGUGUGAGUGUGUGUGUGUGUGUGUGCAAUUGUGCCCUGCAAUGUGUUGGCAAGAUGUCCAGGGUAUCCCACGCCUGGGAAAGGUUCCUGGCUCCCGGUGACCCUGUGUAGGAUAAGCCGUAUGGAAAAUGGAUGGAUGGAUGGAUGGAUGGAUGGAUAUUCAUUCCCUGGCCUUGUUGAUGUCACAUGGUCAUUUAGACAUAUUUUUAAAUCUUUUGCUGCAGGUUGCAGCACAGUCUGUUAACGCUCUGUACUACUGAUCAGAAGGUUAUGAGUUCAUGAUAGGGAUACCAAUACUGGCAAUGGGUAUCAGCCCAAUACCAAUAUGCUCAUUUACUAACACUGAUACAUAGCAACAUCCGAUAUCAUGUAAUUCUAUGUGACAUAAACCUUAGUGUACGUCGUCAUGCUAAUAAACAGAUGACAUGAAAUGACCGGGAUCUGUACGUCUUAUGCAACUUGUGAUCAAAGCAAAGCACUCUGCAAACUAUACUCUACGAAAAUAUCAAGAAAAGGAACUACAGUAUUUCCAUACAAUACAAGUAACCUAAAAGAACAUCUUUAUGGAGUUUCUUUAACAGAGAGCAUGAUGCACACAUCGAGCGCAUAUCAUUAAAAAUGAGCACAAGGUCUUCAGUCCGUUGAAUUCCUCACAUGACUUGUGUGUUGAUCCCUGACUGCUUACACCUGGAUACAUGGCUACCUGAAGCAGGCAGAUUUAGACCAGGAUGGGAAGAUGUCUUAUGAAGAAGUGCAGACACUCCUCCAGAUGAUCAACAUAGACCUUGAUGAGCAAUAUGCCCUUCAAUUGUUCAAGAAAUGUGACCGCUCAGCGGACGAUCGUCUGGACCACAGUGAGAUCGAGCUGUUUUGUCGUGAGCUGUUGCGUCGACCCGAGCUAGACGCAGUGUUCCGGGAAUACUCGUCCAACGGCCGUGUGCUGUCCACAGUGGAUCUGCGUGAAUUUCUGAAAGACCAAGGAGAAGACAACACCCUUGUCCAUGCGCAGAGUCUCAUCCUUACGUAUGAACUCAACGAGUGGGCUCGGAAAAACCAGCUCAUGACAGCAAACGGGUUCACCAUGUACAUGCUGUCGAAGGAGAAUGUUGUGUUCGAUCCAGAGCAUGGCUUAGUGUAUCAGGAUAUGAGCCAACCGCUCAGUCACUACUUCAUCUCCUCUUCCCACAACACCUACCUUACCAAAGACCAGGUCAUGGGCGAGAGCAGUGCCGAGCCGUAUAUCCGAGCUCUUAGCCAUGGCUGCCGCUGUGUUGAGCUCGAUUGUUGGGAUGGAGAUAGAGAACCGGUGAUUUAUCAUGGCCACACCCUUACUUCCAAAGUACCUUUCAGAGAGGUGGUGGAGGCCAUUGCUGAGUAUGCGUUUAAGGCCUCUCCGUACCCUCUGAUUCUGUCUCUGGAGAAUCACUGUUCAGUGGAACAGCAGGAAGUUAUGGCCCAGCAGCUGCGCUCUAUCCUGGGGGAUAAACUGCUCACUAAACCCCUUAACAAUCACAAGUGUGACAGCCUUCCCUCACCAGAGUUUGUCUUGACUGUCUGCUUGAGCUCAUCCUGCCUGUGGUCAUCAAAUACUGUCAUCAGAGAGUCAGAAAUCCAGAGCGACUUACAUUUAUCUAAUUUUUUUUAUAUACAGUAUCUCACAAAAGAGCUGAAAGGGAAAAUCCUGGUGAAGGGAAAGAAGGAACAAGUGGAGCAGGAGGACUCCAGUUCAUCUGAGUCCAGCUGCUCUGAAGACGAGAGUAAAGCUGAGGGCAAAGUCAAGGCAAAGAAAGAGAGCAAGAAGUGUACGUGUGCUUCUUCUCCAAAGGUGUCUAAGCUGAGUCCAGAGCUCUCUGACCUGGUAGUGUACACUUGCAGCGUUCCGUUUAAAGGCUUUGAUCAGGCAGCCAAGAGACCUCCUAAUGAAAUGUCCUCCUUCUCUGAAAGCAAAGCUCUUAAGCAUAUCAAAAACUCAGGGAAGUUCUUUGUACGGCAUAACAGCUGGCAGCUCAGCAGGAUCUACCCUUCUGGUCAGCGCCUGCAGUCCUCCAACUACAACCCUCAGGACAUGUGGAACGCCGGCUGCCAGAUUGUGGCACUAAACUUCCAGACACACGGGGAGCAGAUGGAUCUAAAUCAAGGGCGCUUCUUACCCAAUGGACGCUGCGGAUAUGUACUAAAGCCCAGCUUUCUGUGCCAGCCUGACUCCGAGUUCAAUCCUGAAAACACGGGGGGAGGACCAGGACACAACCCUACUCUCCUCAUUAUUAAGGUCAUCUCAGCCCAGCAGCUGCCUAAGCCAAACACAGAGAAACUCAAAUCUAUUGUAGACCCUAUGGUCUGGGUGGAGAUUCACGGGGCUCCCAUAGACAACAACAAGAAAAAGACACACCGCAUUGACAAUAACGGCUUUAACCCCAGGUGGGACUGCACCUUUAAGUUUCUGUUACAUGUGCCAGAGCUGGUCCUAGUUCGCUUUUUAGUGGAGGAUCAUGAUUACACAGCACGAAAUGAGUUCCUGGGCCAGUUCACUCUCCCAUUCACCAGCAUGCGCACAGGUUACAGACAUGUGCGGCUACUGAGAGCAGACGGUUCAAGACUUACGCCUGCCAGCCUCUUCAUUCACGUCAAGGUCAAACCCAAUUACAGCAGCCACAAGCAUGUCAUGUCAACCAAAGCCUAGUCGAACACAGGAAAUAUAAUCAUUCAGCACCUGGACUACUGACUGGGUUACAACGGUUGAUAUUUUAAUGUACAGUAAUAAUGACUUCAUUUAUAUUCUGUCUGUGUUAUUGUUCAUUCUUUAAAUAGGGAACUUACUGAGAAAGAUGUGAUGCAAAUUAAUCACAGAGACCAAACACAAAAAGCUGAGGAGUAUAUUCACUGCAGAAUAUAAACCAGGUUUGUCUCAAUAAAGCCAGAGGUUUUUCAGGUCCCGGCAUUGCCCCAGGGGAUUAUAUGCAUUAAUGAAGUAACAUAAAACCGGUCAAGAUAUUUAUUAUGUAAUUAUAUAAUGUCUUUAGAAAUGAUGAAGCAAUACAGUAGGUUUCAGGUUUUUUUUUUGUCAUGUAACGUGUCAAAUGUAGCAGUAUUUAUUAAAAUCCUUUAGGUAUCUCUUGCAACUGAAGAAUACUGUUGUUUAAAAUGACACUGUGCUUAAACUAAGCAUGAUGAGGUUUCGAGAGCAUUGUGGUGCUCAUGGAUUGCAAAUGUAGCCUUUUUUUUCUCUCUUGAUUGUUGGGAAAGAGUUGUUGGCAAAAAGCAUGUUGGCAAUGUGAUCAUAAAAACACUGAAACUGGACAGAAAAAAUGUCUCGCUAAAAAUGUACCGUCCAGUACAAACCUUUCAGGGCUGAUAUGAACAAUGCUGUUUAUUUUAUAUAAUAGGUUAAAAAAAAAAACUUAACUGCUGAAGUAAUCUUUUUGACAUGAUGGUGAUGAUCUGCAUCACUCACUGUUAUUCCUGUCUAUUUGUCAUAUUUAUAUUAUUAUAAGUUUAAGGAUUACUAAUCAAAAUUCACAAUUCUGUUGUUUCGGACAGAACCUGAUGUUUGCAUGUGUGAACAUUCUGAAUAAUUGAACAUGUAUGUGAGACCCUGCUUUAAAAAAAUGUAUAUGGCUAUUACAGCCCUGACUACCAUUCCUUAAGUAAGUAACAUUCCAUCUGCACACAUGCAUUGUUUUAGCUGUAGAACCACAACCUUAUAAUAAUUAUAAGUUUAAUUUUGGAGGUCAGGUUCGUUUAACUCUGUUAAAGCUGAGACACCAGCAUCUGUUUUUAGACAGUAUAUAGUCGUCCCCCCCCCCCAUUUAAUUUUGAGAUUGAUAAAAUCAUACAUUCUUUUUGUACAAUAAUGCCAAUGCUUUUAAAAUCUUGUUGAACAGGUCUGCCAGAUGUGUUGGAAUUAAGAAGCACUUCAUUAUUUUGUUUAGUUAUCAUGUGCUAGUAAAUGCAAAUUAGUAAGGAGAAAUGAAAACCCUUGCUGUUAUUGUUAUUUGAAAAAUGUGGUGGUAAUGGUGAAAAGGGAAACAGCUUAUUUGCACAGUUGAAGAAGCCAUACUGUUACCUAUGUGAGAUGUAUGUAUUACAGCCAUCAAUAAGUCUAUAGAAUUGUCAUGUACUGUACUGUAAUGCCAAAAUAUUUCAUUUGUAAUCUCCAAAUAUACAUAAUAAACACUUUUUUUUUGUUAAAUUGAA